CAGCAAACCACCAGCAAAAAAUUGUCCAGUGCUAGUCGGGUCAGAAGCCCUCGUCAAUCAAUUAUGAGAUCAAAAACUCGUAUCCCCACUCGAAUCUCACCAAACAUAGAGGUCGGAAAACUCGGCUAGGGGCCACCUGAUUCCCGCGUGCCAUCAGAAUCCGCGCGGGGGUGCCAACCGUACCCGAAUUAGUACAUCCGCCUCCAGAAGGGCUCCAUGUGUACUUGGUUGCGCUGAUGAGGCGGUCAGGAUCCCAAUGCCAUGCCGCACACGUCCUCCUCAGCGCCCAACAAUCUCUUGCUCUGUGCUGCCAUCUUCCUGUCCUGUGACUAUCUCAUGAAUUCUUGGGAUGAGCGACCUGCCUCCACCUAGUAUUGCCGAUCGGAACUUCCUCGGCGCGUUCUUGCUGGGCGUGAUUGCGCAGGCAGUUGUAUAUGGCGUCGCGUCUUCGGUGACAUGGACAUACUUUCAACUUUAUGCCAUCGAUCGAACUUGGUUCAAGGCAACGGUCUCCAUCGUUUGGUUGUUAUGCACAUUCUGCCAAGCAGUCACGAUCCAUGCCAUAUACAGUUGCGUCGUCAUAGACUAUUUGGCCACACCCGGACUUCAAGACCUCCCGUGGAGCCUCGCUAUCCUGACCGCUAUAAUAUCGUCUGUCGUCACGAUCGUCCGGUUCAUGUUUCUGAACCGAUUACGUCGCCUAUACCAAGCAAAAGGAGAGCUCACCGUCUGGCGAGCGCUUUGUCUAUGCUUGAUAGCGUUACUUUCCUUAGUGUGUUUUGUCGGAGGAAUAAUCAUUACCGUCAAGUUGUUCCUUAAACCAUCCAUCGAAGAUUUGAACGUGCUCAAGAGUCUGUUCGUGACAAUAUUUACUGUACGGAUAUCCGCCGACAUUAUCCUCAUGAGCAUGAUGUGCAUCUGUCUGCACAGAUCGCGAACCGGGUUGCAGCGGACGAACUCAGUCAUCAAUCUGCUUAUUAUCUACACCAUAAACACCGGUCUAUCUCCAACUCUGUGUGCUAUCGCAACCUUGAUUACCUACUCCUUGAGGCCAGAUCUACUCAUAUACAUCCCUUUCUACGUUCAAAUACCCGCACUGUACCUGAUUGCUCUAGUUGCGAACCUCAAUCACCGCGAGGUCGUCCGCCGGCAAAUUCAAAGACCUCUCGCGCUCGAUCUCGCCGCCUUGGACAUGCUACCAUCUACGGAAGAUUCGCGAUUAACGCAGCAGACGUCGUAUCUGACUCCCUCGUUCGCGCACCCCACCCAAACGUCACAAGCAGUGGUACUGUCUACCCCACAUACGACAACGGAGGAUAAAAGCUCAUCUUACACUCAACGCUUUCCCGCAGACGAUGCAUCAUCGUGUCUCGAGCGUGGUCCUGAGAGAGAAUCCUGCCCACGCUCAGAGGCCUCGGAAGUCGUUUUGGAUUUCAUUAUCGAUCUCGGCGCAGCGUCUCCUAGAUGA
This is a messenger RNA of Laetiporus sulphureus 93-53, 1468 nucleotides long. RefSeq lists its product as uncharacterized. NCBI's taxonomy places the organism in Eukaryota, Fungi, Basidiomycota, Agaricomycetes, Polyporales, Laetiporaceae. The transcript is spliced from 22 exons. The record is from RefSeq and is a predicted model, not a curated record. Bases 350 to 1468 code for a protein of 372 amino acids.